Pan troglodytes (chimpanzee) is the source of this 2061-nucleotide messenger RNA. RefSeq names its product PCNA clamp associated factor (gene PCLAF). Bases 1442 to 1639 code for a protein of 65 amino acids. Gene Ontology annotation, biological process: translesion synthesis; regulation of cell cycle. Gene Ontology annotation, molecular function: chromatin binding. The record is from RefSeq and is a predicted model, not a curated record. NCBI's taxonomy places the organism in Eukaryota, Metazoa, Chordata, Mammalia, Primates, Hominidae. Gene Ontology annotation, cellular component: nucleus. The transcript is spliced from 3 exons.
UAGAGACUGGGUUUCACCAUGUUGCCCAGGCUGGUCUCGAACUCCUGAGCUCAGGCAAUCUGCCCGCCUCGGCCUCCCAAAGUGCUAGGAUUACAGGUGUGAGCCACCACGCCUGACCGAUUCUGUUUUAUGUAUGGUGUUUAGAGAGUGAAAAUCACUCCCCAGGGGUGUUGUGAGUAAUUAGAAGGUAAGCAUAAAGAUAGAAAAAAAUUAUGACCCUUUAUCCUAGAGUUAUGCUCACUGUGUGACAGCGAUGUGGUCUUACCACAUUUGGCAGGGUCUUUUUGUUUCGUUUCGUUUCGUUUCGUUUCAUUUCAUUUCCUUGCCUUGCCUUGCCUUUCUUUUCUUUUUUCUUUUCUUUCUUUUCUUUUCUUUCUUUCUUUCUUUUUUUUUUCUGAGACAGGAUCUCGCUCUGUUGCCCAGGCUGGAGUGCAUGGUGUGAUUAUGGCUCACUGCAACCUCUCCCUCCUAGGCACAAGCAAUCUCCAGUCUCCUGAACUCAAGCCAUCCUCCCACCUCAGCCUCCCGAGUAGUUGGGAUUACAGGAACAUGCCACUGCACCCGGCUAAUUUUUGUAUAUUUUUUGUAGAGACGGGUUUCACCAUGUUGGUCAGGCUGGUCUCGAACUCCUGGGGUCAAGCGAUCUGCCCGCCUCGGCCUCUCAAAGUGUUGGGAUUACAGCCAUGAGUCCCCGCUCCUGGCAGAUUUGGCAGAUUAUUUAGGAGCUCUGACACCAUUCAGUUCUCAAGAAGACGUUUUAUUAGUUUCUUUUUAUGUGUGUAUGUAUAUACAAUCCCCCUAGUUUUUGUUUAGUCUCACAUCAUCCUAAAGACAUUAAAAAAAACCCUUGUAAACAAGUUGUAUUAGCUUCCUUUUCCCCAUUCCAUAGAAUUGUUUUAGUAUGGAUGCUGUACAAAGAAUUCAUGCCUGGGGGACUAAAGGAAAGUUCUCAAGUUCUUUUAAUUUUGAUUUGCAUCAAAAAGUCUGCUUAAUUUCAGGUUUCACCUCCAGGAGUCAAUCAUUAUGGACUUAAAGCUAUAGUAACUUUUGAAGAUCGUUUGUAAUUCGCUGUCUUUGCUAGGUUUUCUUUUCUAAGCAGGCUCAUUUCUGUAGUUCAGAAACUUAGCACCCACUAGUCGGGUACCCCUGGAGAGUCCUGGUACCCUCCCACCUCGGGCGCCUACGAAUCCUAGGCCUUUGCGUGUUGAUGGACUGAUUCGCGCUGCAAGAAGCCUCUCCGCUGUCACCACUGGGCAUUGGCAAUUGGUUCAGGGGGAACGGCGCGGAACCAAUGGGAGCGGUGGCUCGGGAGAGACCUUGGAGCGCGCGGGAAAGAGACCAAUAUAAACUGUGGCGGGAUAGUUUUCGGGUCCUUGUCCAGUGAAACACCCUCGGCUGGGAAGUCAGUUCGUUCUCUCCUCUCCUCUCUUCUUGUUUGAACAUGGUGCGGACUAAAGCAGACAGUGUUCCAGGCACUUACAGAAAAGUGGUGGCUGCUCGAGCCCCCAGGAAGGUGCUUGGUUCUUCCACCUCUGCCACUAAUUCGACAUCAGUUUCGUCGAGGAAAGAGCAUGUCCUUUGCAACCUGAUCACACAAAUGAUGAAAAAGAAUAGAACUUUCUCAUUCAUCUUUGAAUAACGUCUCCUUGUUUACCCUGGUAUUCUAGAAUGUACAUUUACAUAAAUGUGUUUGUUCCAAUUAGCUUUGUUGAACAGGCAUUUAAUUAAAAAAUUUAGGUUUAAAUUUAGAUGUUCAAAAGUAGUUGUGAAAUUUGAGAAUUUGUAAGACUAAUUAUGGUAACUUAGCUUAGUAUUCAAUAUAAUGCGUUGUUUGGUUUCUUUUACCAAAUUAAGUGUCUAGUUCUUGCUAAAAUCAAGUCAUUGCAUUGUGUUCUAAUUACAAGUAUGUUGUAUUUGAGAUUUGCUUAGAUUGUUGUACUGCUGCCAUUUUUAUUGGUGUUUGAUUAUUGGAAUGGUGCCAUAUUGUCACUCCUUCUACUUGCUUUAAAAAGCAGAGUUAGAUUUUUGCACAUUAAAAAAUUCAGUAUUAAUUAAACAUUA